Molecule: messenger RNA, 1017 nt
Organism: Brienomyrus brachyistius
Lineage: Eukaryota; Metazoa; Chordata; Actinopteri; Osteoglossiformes; Mormyridae
Exons: 8
Coding region: 33-839 (268 amino acids)
Source: RefSeq, a predicted model, not a curated record
CCCGCUUUCUACAGGAGGUCCAGUGCAGCUGAAUGGUGAUGAUGGUGCAAAUCAGUAACACUGACACUGUCUCCAUCCACACCCGUCACCUCCUGUUUGUCCACUGUCAGCCCUGGAGGACUUCAACACACAGGAGGACGGCACCAGCACCCAAUCCCCUGGCAUCUACUUCUAACUUGAACGGUUUGGCAAAGUCGGGGGCAGCUAGGACGGGGGAACUACUGAGCAACAUUUUCACCGAAUCGAAAGCACUCUGGCAGUCUGGGGACCACACAAAUGGCACCCCCUUACGAAGCAAAACCGGAACGUCCCAUCCGGUUUGGGAACAAGCAGGCACGGGGAACACCAAGGACUAUUGCUGGGAACAGCAAGACCCGUCUCUACCAGCAGGGGUACGCGAAGGGGUAUCAGCGAACAGGGGUCGGAAGCGAUCUACUAGGGACAAAAUGUCAGUUUGGGCUGACCCAGGAGCGGGGACCGGAACAGAAGUAGGCGAGGGGACGGGGACCGAGCGAUCAAGAGACUGUCGAGCCAAUUCCCUAGCUGUCGACAUCCGGUCCCGAAGGGAUUUCACAAACUUGGACACAUCCUGCGUAGAGGAGGACGCAUCGGGGGAUAACCACUGCUCCUGUAACGCCUUCAGGGGACCUCGAACAGUGUGGCCAAAGACAAGUCCAGCAGGACUAAACCCGGUCGAUUCUUGGACAGCAUCGCGUAUUGCAAAAAGUAGAAGGGGCACUCCCUCAUCCCACUCUCUCCCUGCAUCUAAACAAAAGCGGAGGUACGACACGCUUCCAAUGACAAAUCCUCCGCCUGUGCCUUGGUCAAAGCGUCCGUAGUGGAAGGGACCUCAGGGGACACAGCAGGUUCCACGGAGACCAGGGAGUCCGAGUCACAAGUCGAAGGUGUUGGGUCGGACAUAAAUGUCUCAGCCAGCUGAACGUCGGCGAACUUGCGCUGCUGGGCCCGUGUCAGCACACAAGCCAGGAACACCUGGGGCAGUUCCGCCGCAACGUC